UCCACUUCGCUCCUCCACUUUGUCCUGCCUGCUGUCACCUCCCUCCGUCCACAGCUGCAGACAGAGGCGCACUGCUGCGGGGGAAACAUGUUCAGUCACUUGGCACGGAAGAUUUCGCAACUUGUAGUCUACUGACUCUCCACGGACAGCCCUUCAGCUCAGGUAAACUCACCUGGUUCAGACUUCCAGACUCGCCUCUAAAAUGGCCCAGCAGAACCAAACUUGUCAUUAUAAUGAGUCUAUGGGCUUCUUCUAUAACAACAGUGGUGCCACAGACACUUGGGACAAAACGCAGCUCAUCCUGGUGAGAGUGGUGGGCUCUAUCUUCUGCUGCUUCAUCCUGGUCUCCAACUCCAUGGUCGUAGCUGCUGUCAUCACCAAUAAGAGGUUCCACUACCCUUUCUACUAUCUUCUAUCCAACCUCGCCGCCUCGGACUUCCUCGCGGGCAUAGCGUACGUGUACCUGAUGUUUAACACAGGGGAGUCGUCAAGGACACUCACAGUUAAGGAAUACUUCAUCCGCCAAGGUGUUCUGGACGUCAGUCUCUCCGCAUCGCUGGCUAACCUGCUGGUGAUAGCUCUGGAGCGCUACAUCUCCGUCAUGAACUGGAAAGUCCACAGCAACCUGACGAAGAGGAGGGUGACCCUGCUGAUCGUGCUGGUGUGGGCCAUCUCCAUCUUUAUGGGCGCUGUGCCGAGUCUAGGCUGGAACUGCAUCUGCAACAUCAGCGACUGCUCCAGGCUGGCUCCCAUCUUCAGCAGGAGCUACCUGAUCUUCUGGUCUGUGUCGAACCUGGUGGUGUUCCUGGUGAUGGUGGUCAUCUACACCAGGAUUUACACCUACGUCAAGAGGAAGACGGCAAUGCUCACGCCGCACACCAGCGGCUCCAUCAACCGCAAGAGGACUCCCAUCAAGCUCAUCAAGACGGUCAUGGUUGUGCUGGGGGCCUUUGUGAUCUGCUGGACUCCCGGCCUGGUGGUUCUGCUGCUGGACGGACUCUGCACGAGUUGUAACGUCAUGAAAACAAAACGCUGGCUGCUAUUGCUGGCUGUACUCAACUCUGUCAUGAACCCUUGCAUCUACUCCUACAAGGACGAGGAAAUGUGGACAACCUUCAAGAAUCUCAUGCGCUGCAUUGGUAACGGCACGCGGCGGCAGCGGUCGACGAAGGCCAACGCCAGGGCUCUCAGCUCGGGUCAGGAUACGGGCAACAGUCAGCCUCCAUCGGAGGAGACAAAAACUGACGAUCAGGGCAUUCUCAAGACCUGAAAAUUGAGCUUGACAUGAAUUAACCAGGACUUCUGUUUAGUCAAACGACUGGACGUACUGUAUGAAGAUUCAGAUUGGAGUUGCCUUGAAACCAUAACAGUUGGCCUCAGACGGCCGGUGUUGUCCUCAGAUAAAAAUGACUUUCUUGAAGUGACACUGCAGGCCAACUGCUCCAGUGUAGAUCUUAAGAGACGGAGAUAAGAAGAGGCUUCCAUGCACUACAAAUUCCUGAAAUGGAUGCAAAGAUGUGCUUUUCCAUUUUUUUCUUCUGGAUUUUACAGUUUUUGGACAUAUACCUCCAAUUCAUGUGCUUUGGGAGAUUAUUUUAGCUUUGAACUGCUCUGCAAUGGCUGAAGAAAGUCAAAAAGUACACAGUGAUACAUUUCUAGUUUUACCUUUUAAAAAGGGUACACAUGCAAAGGGUAACUUAGCUUUCACAUGUGUACAUCUGAUGACUUAAAGUUUCAACCUGUGUCACCUUUCAAAAAGCUGUAAUAGAUGAUAUAGUUGAGAUGUGUUUUAAGACAUGUUUGUAGACAGGUACUAUACAACUUUAGGGUGGCUUAGGAAGUGCACAUUUUAUAGUUUAUUACUGAAAACACAGCCUGCGUGUAUAUACUGUAUACUGCUGUACCAUAUGUAUCUACCUGUACAUCUUUUUAAAUACUUUCAACAAGAGGUGCAGUAAUUCCAACUGAACGACAGCCGGCAUGAUUAGCAUGCUCAGCAUGGUCUGAUUAUUUUGUCCUUUCAAAUGUAAAGUCUAGAAAAGCACACCCUGCUUUCUGUUGUAAAGCUGGUUUGGCUGUAGGCAAUAGAUAACAAAGUGACUAUUUUCUUGUGCCAGCCUUCAUUAUCAGUUCACCUUAACAAACAGAUAAACUCUUGCCUAAAGCACAUCAUGAAGGCAAACUUGUUCUCCCCGUAGCAUUUUAACACAUCAGCUUCAACUAACCGCUGCUCACCUGUAGCGCAGGAUUGUAAAAUGAUGUUGCAACACACUGGAUUCCUGCUGGAGUUUCAGCAAUACCCUGCAGGAACCAAACAGGAUAUGACUGAAUGGACUACACUCACACAAACCUCACUCUCUACAGACUGCGCUGACGCCUCUAUUGCUGACAGGGUUCAAAUGGCUUCUUCAACUUGCUGUACAGGCCUAUGCCCCCUCCUGUGGUAGCAUCAUGAUAUCAUUAAGGAAUACAACAUAUGUGAGUGGUGAUUGGAAAUACAGCUCCAAUGGUGGUGUUUCUUUAUCGGAACAAAAUUAUAGAUGGCCGUUUCUUUGCAUAGUAAGCUCUUUAUAAGCUCAUGUUAUUUUUUCCAACAUACCAAUGGACAUGACAUGCAGGGGUGGACUGGCCAUUGGGAAUACCGGGAGUUUUCCCGGUGGGCCGGUACCGAAGUGGGCCGGUCGGACAAUGCACUAGCACCUUAAUUAACAUACAAUUAUAGGAUGGCCAACCCAUCUGCCCUGCCCGAGCAUUCAUUGCUCAUCACCAGUAUUCCUCAAGCUGCUUACUUGAUAGUUGUGAUGUACUCCUAGUCCUAACAAUAGCCAUGUUAGUUGUUUAUGUUUGUAGUGAAGAUUUAAGAGGCUUUUGAGUAACUUCAACUGAAUGGGACUGGUAAUGCUCGGUAUUUGGCCAACAUUGCAACUUCUUUUCUAGAUUCAACGCCUUUUGGAGCUAGUGCUGCUAGCUAUUUUCAUUCACUGAACAUGCUAACGUUGCCACCUGAGCAUGUUAGCAUGCUACAGUGGCUGCAGCAUAAAUGUUGCUAACACCAUACCUGGCACCAACGUUAGCAAAACAAAACCGAGAUUGCUUGUAAAUCCUGUUUGACUGAGGCAGACUGCCUCUUUAACUACAUUCAAUUCCCCACCGCUAAACUAGCCACUUAACUGUAAACUACAUUUUAUCUGACACAUAAAAGCUUCAAAAUUCACGAGUGUGGUGCUUAAGGUGGGGUAGGUAAUUUUGGAGAAACCAGCUCGAGAUCGCUAGAAUUUGAAAAUACACAGCCGGAAAAAAUCUGCCACUUCCUUACAGAGCCCCUCCUCCAACACACACGAACGCGCACAUGACCAAUGAGGGCACGAGAUAAGUUUGUGCACAGAUGGAAGGCUGACAGGCAGGUAGGCCAUCCAGUUAUUUUAGCCGGGCCGGCUAAAUUGAUUGGUCGUGCAUUUUACAGUACUACGGCUUCCACAGAUGACAUUUUUUUAUGGAUUAUUUGUCAAAGCACUUAAGAUAUUCAUUGCUAUCGGGAUGUUAAGAGCAUUCCAUGGAAUAUAACAAAAAGUGUAUCUCGAGCCGGUUUCUCAAACUUACCUACCCCACCUUUACCAACAUAUUUUAUGUUGUGGAACAUUAGGUUAAAAUAUCUUAAACCUGUGUUAACCAAAAACCUUAUCUCAGACAUCUAACCAAAAACCCAUUGACUUAAAGACAAGGGAACCGGAAGUGAAAAAAAUGCUGACUCAUUUCUGGGUUAUAGCACUCAUCCCUGCAGCAAUCUAUGGUUGAUGAAGUACGGUUACUUGAGAUUUCUCAAGAGCUGCCACUUUAGGAGGAUUUACUCCAUUCAGGCCAAUUAGUGGUUGACCUUUCGUUUCCAGUCUCUUACAUUAUUGUCGAAAGAACUGGAAAAAAAUGUGAUUGACUCAAAGGAACAAGAUAACUCGUCUCAAUUAGACUGCAAAACACUUGCAGUAAAAAUAACCACUUGCUUAUAUAUUUGUAUCCUAAUAUAGUAAAGCUUUCUGUGAUUGACAGUAAACUGACACUGUUUGAAUAAUCUGUAAAUGUCAACAUUUAGAACUUUGUGAAAUGCAUUUUAACAUUAAAACAUAGUAAGUUAUAAACUGCAUAUUAUGUGCUUUAAGAUGUAAACCACAUAUUGAUUUCAAAGAGUGAUGUUUAAUAUGGCAUAUUACAUGUCAAAUCUCCCCUCACUGUAGUCAUUAUGAAAGUAUAUUGUUCAUAUGCUUUUAAUCGUUUUAACCUCAAACCCACAGCCUUUUCUUCGCUGCUCUCAUAUACCAGGUUACCUGGUUUAACAAGAUUUCUCAUCGCAUGUUAAAACUCCUUUUAUGCUCAGGAUGAAUCCGUGUAUAGAACAUAUAACAUUUUAUAGUAAAGUACUCAGGAUGUCAAAGGUUUCAGGUUGAGCUAUGAUGUGAUUAAAAGUAAGUAAUUUCCAUUCAAAACAAUGCUGUAUUAUAGAGAGUACUGUAUUUCCUCUGCAGACCUGAUGUGACUGCUUCGUGCUUCUCUGGUUCUGCAUUCCCAAAAAACAUGAACUGUAAACUUGUGUGGUGUGGCAGGCCUUUUUUUUCUUUUUACAGCUGUGCUGUAAUUAUGCAUUCUUGAAGAGCCAAUUAAAUUUCACAGAUGUUCAGAAA
Molecule: messenger RNA, 4673 nt
Organism: Trematomus bernacchii (emerald rockcod)
Lineage: Eukaryota; Metazoa; Chordata; Actinopteri; Perciformes; Nototheniidae
Gene: lpar3
Product: lysophosphatidic acid receptor 3
Exons: 3
Coding region: 203-1270 (355 amino acids)
Biological process (GO): G protein-coupled receptor signaling pathway
Cellular component (GO): membrane
Molecular function (GO): lysophosphatidic acid receptor activity
Source: RefSeq, a predicted model, not a curated record